Messenger RNA from Hypanus sabinus (Atlantic stingray), 1285 nucleotides. It is a transcript of the gene hax1, whose product is annotated as HCLS1 associated protein X-1. Lineage: Eukaryota; Metazoa; Chordata; Chondrichthyes; Myliobatiformes; Dasyatidae. Bases 59 to 958 code for a protein of 299 amino acids. The transcript is spliced from 7 exons. The record is from RefSeq and is a predicted model, not a curated record. Gene Ontology annotation, cellular component: actin cytoskeleton; mitochondrion; sarcoplasmic reticulum. Gene Ontology annotation, biological process: negative regulation of apoptotic process; regulation of actin filament polymerization.
GGAGGUCGGAACGUUGGGCGGGGUUUACGGCAGGAGGUCGGCGGGCGGUUGCGGAGGGAUGAGUUUGUUUGGCCUUUUCCGGGGUCUCUUCGGCUUCCCGGAGCGCGGAGGGGACCCAUUCCAUCGCGGGACGGUCCUGGACGAGGACGGCGACGAUGUCGAGGACGACGACGACGACUUUCGGCGCCGGGGCGACCCCUUCGGCUUCGGCUUCGGCUUCGGGCCCGGCGAGGGCUUCUCCGGACUCUUCCGCGAAAUGGACGAGCUCUUCAAAGGGAUCGGGAGCUGGGACGUGCCCGUGGGGCAGUUCGAGUUUCCUGAUUUUGACGCCCACCCUGUGCCCGGACAGAGGGGUGAGGACGGGGUGAAGAGGCGGGCGCCUCGCGAUUGGAUGCUGAAACAGCCAGACAGUGACCUGCCUGGCUUGGGCGGGGAGCAGUCAGACCCUCCUAGAUCCAAGCCAGGGGACUUGCCUGCGGUUCCGUAUCGUUCGCCCUGGAACCCCUCCCGAAACUUUGAGGACAUCUGGGACAUGCUGAGGAAGGGCGACACUAGGAAAGAGGAUCAAGAUCUGGACUCCAAGGUGAACUCAGAAGGCCUGGAUAGUGCCCUCAAGCCAGCCGAGCCUCGCAGCAAAUCCUACUUCAAGAGCGUCUCUGUAUCCAAAAUUGUCCGUCCCGAUGGGACGAUCGAGGAGCGACGGACAGAACGGGACGGAGAGGGCAACGAGGAGACCAGAGUGACCCGAGUGCAGGGUGACCAGUCGUACACCACGGUGACCCGGCGGGACGCCCAGGGCAGGGAGGAGCUGGUCAUCGCCGACGACCGUGAUUCGCAGAAGAUCCCGGAUAACUGGGAUCGGCAGUCGGGAGGCAGUGUUUCUGGACAGCCGCCGACAGUCCGAGAGUCCACAUCAUUUCUUGACCGUCUGCUGAAGGACCUGUUCUGGAGGCGGUGACCAUCUGAGCCGGGAGGUAACACCGAUGCCGAUGACGAAGCGCCACAUCGCGCCGUUUUUGCCAUCCAGACGAUCUGUGGCCUCCUCCUGCGGAACAUGCACCUGGUGCGUUUUGGCACCAGGUCUGAGACUUCUCACCAUGACCACCCCCCCCCCACCCAGUUCAGGAGCCUGGCAUCUCUUCUGUGUCACUGACUCCCCCCAGUUCGGUACUACUCCCCUCCCCUCCUAUCUUCAAGUGCCCACACGGGGCUGGAGUUGGGGUAGUGUUGACCAGCGUGUGAUUGAUCUGUGAAUGACUGCAAUAAAACGAGGUAUUUAUUCACA